CAGUUCGAAUAAAUUUAUUUCUUAAUUAUUUACGCACAACAAUACGUGGAAAUUUUCUCAUAUCUGCUCUAAAUACCAAUUAUCUUAUUACAAUUUCUAAUACAUUAAUUGACCCAAGAUUAGAGAGUACAGAUACAUAUUAUAUCUUCAGAAAUGAUCUUGAAAAACACUUAAUAGGUUGUAGUAGUUUAAAUUCAAUAAGUAAAGUUUCUUUUCAAAAUCAAUCUGAUUUGACAAUGUCGAUGUAUCAUGACUUUAUCGAAUGGCAUGAAAACGAUUUAAAUGAUUCGAUGGUUAAUGGAUUUUAUACAAGUUGUUUACCUUUUGAAGGUCUUCUUCAAAGUACAUUAGAUUGUUUAUAUGAAUAUCUAUGUAUUGAAUUCUUAAUGAAAAAAUUUCCAAAUAUUAUAAAAAUGAAUAUCAAUUUGAAUAAUUCAUUGUUAAUUUCAAAUAAAGAAAAAAAAUCAAUUAAUAAUUAUCUUAAUGAUUUAUUUGUUGAAGAAUGGUUAACAAAAAAGAAUUAUAUUAAAUAUUUUCAUAAAUGUUCACCAUUAUUAUGUUCAUAUACAAUUUGGAAUCAAACAAAUUUUUCUUAUUCAAUUACUUUAUUAAUUAGUCUUUAUGGUGGUUUAAUUCUUAUUUUACGAUUAUUUAUACCAUUUUUCGUUAAGAUUUUCUUUAAAUUAAAAUAUUUUAUUAUUAAUCAUAAUAAUUACAAUUUUAAUUUAACUUUAUUGAAAAAUAAUUUUCAAUUCUUUAUUGAAUAUAUGAAAAAAUUCAAUUUAUUCAAACGAAUUAAUCAACGAACAGAAAUUCAUUUAAAACAACAAAAGAUCAACACACGUGUUUAUUUGAUUUUAUUUCUCGGUUUAANAUCAAUUGCACAAGAAUAUGCAGAAUAUCUCGUUCCGAUUGUUUUUAUUGGAAUUGGAAUUUAUAUAAUCAUUACAUCGGAUUGUUUUCCUUGGUUAGAUCGAGCGAUUCGAACAAAAAAUUUCAAAAAUGGUUAA
Messenger RNA from Adineta ricciae, 1010 nucleotides. NCBI's taxonomy places the organism in Eukaryota, Metazoa, Rotifera, Eurotatoria, Adinetida, Adinetidae. The record is from the annotation of a GenBank genome assembly.